GGAGGUGUGUGUGUGUGUGUGUGUGUGUGAGUGUGUGUGGUGUUUGAACAGCGAUUAAAGGAUAUUCACUCAGUGAGGAGUAAGAGAGAUGAAAGAAGACAUGGCAGACAAAGAGCAGGGAAAAGUGAAGAAGUCCAAAGAGAAGACGGAGUGCUGUGGCUAUCCUCUCAGCAUCUUCUUCAUCGUCGUGAACGAGUUCUGUGAGAGGUUUUCCUACUAUGGCAUGCGAGCCGUGUUGGUGCUGUAUUUCCGUUAUUUCCUGCGCUGGGAUGAUGACUUCGCCACCACUAUCUACCACACCUUUGUUGCCCUGUGUUACCUCACACCCAUACUGGGAGCCAUCAUAGCCGACUCCUGGCUGGGAAAGUUUAAGACCAUUGUGUAUCUCUCCAUUGUCUACACUGUUGGUCAAGCCGUGAUGGCCGUAAGCGCCAUCCAUGACAUCACCGACUCCAACCAGGAUGGGAAUCCCGACAACAUGACCUUGCACGUCGCUUUGUCCAUGGUGGGUCUGCUUCUCAUCGCUCUGGGGACUGGAGGCAUCAAGCCCUGCGUGGCUGCCUUCGGAGGGGAUCAGUUCGAGGACCAUCAGGAGAAACAGAGAAGCACCUUCUUCUCCAUCUUCUACCUGUCCAUCAACGCUGGCAGUCUGCUCUCCACCGUCAUCACACCCAUCCUCAGAGCUCAGGAGUGUGGCAUCAACACGCAGCAGAAGUGUUACCCUCUGGCGUUUGGGGUUCCUGCGGCUCUCAUGGCCGUCGCUCUGGUGGUGUUCAUUUUGGGCAGCAGCAUGUACGUCAAAGCCGCACCCAAAGGCAACAUAAUGAUGCAGGUGUGCAAGUGCAUUGCGUUUGCUAACAAGAAUCGCUUCAAACACCGCGGGACCCGCUUCCCCAAGAGAGAGCACUGGAUGGACUGGGCUGAGGAAAGAUACGACAAACUGCUGAUCGCUCAGGUGAAGAUGGUGCUGAAGGUUCUCUUCCUCUACAUUCCACUGCCCAUGUUCUGGGCACUGUUCGACCAGCAGGGAUCUCGUUGGACUCUGCAGGCCACCACCAUGAACGGAAACUUCGGUUUCUUCACUGUGCAGCCGGAUCAGAUGCAGACGGUGAACCCCAUCCUGAUCCUGGUGAUGGUCCCCAUUGUGGACAACGUCGUCUAUCCUCUCAUAAAGAAAUGUGGUCUGAAUUUCACGCCUCUGAAGAGGAUGACCGUGGGGAUGUUGUUGGCGGCGUUAGCGUUUGUGGCUGCGGCUCUGGUUCAGGUGCAGAUAGAUCAAACCGUUCCUGUUUUCCCCUCGGCAUCUGAGGCUCAGGUGAAGUUCUUAAACUUGGACAGCAGCGUAUUGAAUAUAUCUGUGAACGGAAAUCCACAUGAAAUUCAGCCUUUUCAGUCUUAUGGCUACGUGACCCUGAACACAGACACCAUGGACCUGUUAGUCGCAAACAAAAGUCAUCCUUCUGUUCCUCUGCUGAAAGGAGAUCGUCAAACUCUGCUCCUCACAUCUGCCGGAAUUCAGGCAGAGCGUGAUGAUUUAAACACCAAACCAGAACAAGGCAACAACGAUAUCAGAUUUGUGAACGGCUACGGCGGGGUGCUGAGCAUGAAGUCGGGGUCUAAAGAAAUGGGAUCCGUCGGUCUGUUCGAGUUCUCCAACUACACGCUGUUGCCCCAGGGCGAAGCCAAAUUUAUCAUAUCAGGCGACACAGGAGAGAUGUGCAAGUUUUCCAUGGAUCUGGGAUUCGGAAGCUCCUACACACUCCUCAUACCAAGCAACUUUAACUCCGGACCUGAGUGUGCCAAGACCAUCCAGCAGGUAGAAGACAUCAAGCCCAACACCAUGCACAUGGCCUGGCAGAUCCCUCAGUACUUCCUGAUGACAUGUGGAGAGGUGGUGUUCUCAGUCACGGGUCUGGAGUUCUCCUACUCACAGGCGCCUAAGAACAUGAAGUCGGUCCUUCAAGCCGGCUGGCUGUUGACCACCGCCAUGGGGAACAUCAUCGUCCUGAUUGUAGCCGAAGCCGGACAACUUCCUGACCAGUGGGCUGAAUACGUGCUGUUUGCCGGACUCUUGAUAUGCGUGUGCAUCAUCUUCUCCAUCAUGGCUCACUACUACACCUACAUCGACCCGGCCGAGAUCGAGGCCCAGUUUUCCGAGUACGACCCCGACGACAAGAAGAAGAACGAGAUGAAUAUGGACGCUGCACUCGAGGAAAAACAGACCAAGAUCUGAGCAUCACACACAAACACACAUUGAUAAUGUUUCGGAAUUUAAAAGGAAUAAAUCCCGGACUUUCGAAUUCCCUGAUGAGUCGGGAGGAUAGUUUUAGGUUUAAGCGACGGCUUUAAGAGCAGCCAGAGGAAGUACGUGAGGAUUUGUUGGAAAACUGGCGAGUGACCACGUACAAACCAGGCGAUUUGCUCCAAUUUCCAAAGAAACAGUCGACACACACACACACGGGUCUUCCAUCUAAAUUCAAGAAUCCUGAAGUAAUUCAAAAUUCUAAAUUAUUUCCACAAACACAAUCCUUUUUUUUCUUUUUUUUUUUUAAGAUGCAUGUUUGGGAGUAAAAUUUAUAUAAAAAAAGAAAAGGGACCUAAUUUAAUGUUUGUAUUUAACGUA
Hemibagrus wyckioides is the source of this 2623-nucleotide messenger RNA. RefSeq names its product solute carrier family 15 member 1b (gene slc15a1b). The transcript has 23 exons. NCBI's taxonomy places the organism in Eukaryota, Metazoa, Chordata, Actinopteri, Siluriformes, Bagridae. The record is from RefSeq and is a predicted model, not a curated record. Gene Ontology annotation, molecular function: dipeptide transmembrane transporter activity. Gene Ontology annotation, cellular component: membrane. Gene Ontology annotation, biological process: oligopeptide transport; transmembrane transport. The coding region runs from base 89 to 2233 and encodes 714 amino acids.